Molecule: messenger RNA, 1456 nt
Organism: Chaetomium fimeti
Lineage: Eukaryota; Fungi; Ascomycota; Sordariomycetes; Sordariales; Chaetomiaceae
Product: arylamine N-acetyltransferase 1
Exons: 3
Coding region: 190-1104 (304 amino acids)
Molecular function (GO): acetyltransferase activity
Source: RefSeq, a predicted model, not a curated record
AACGAGACGGAAAUCGGCGAAGACCGGAAAUACGACAACACCCACCCGAGCCACCGAGGUACCCAAGCAGCACCAGUUUUUGGCCGAAACGGGCACGGCCAAUUUUCCGACGCUUUGCUUGGUAUGUAAAAAGCGCGGAACGAACCCCCUCAAACAACGUUUCCGGAUCUGCAUCCCACAUGCACAAAAAUGUAUACUUACACGGCCGAACAACUCACCCGCUAUCUCGAGCACAUCGGAUACCGCGGGGAUGCCCGGCAACUGGCAUCUCAGGACCCGCUCGGGUGCCUCACAAGCAUACAACACCACCACAUGGCCCGCGUACCCUUUGAGAGCCUGUCGCUGCAUUACUCGAGGCAUCGCCUCCUGUCGCUCCACCCAGAGGACUUGUUCGGGAAGGUGGUCGAUCGCGGCAGGGGCGGGUACUGCAUGGAAGUCAACACUCUCUUCGCCGUGGUCCUGCGCAGUCUGGCCUUCACCCUCUACAGCGUCGGGGGCAGGGUCAACGGGCCGGGCGGCUACAAGGGCUGGGACCACAUGGUCAACAUCGUGACCGUCGACGGCCGACGCUACCUGGUCGACGUCGGCUUCGGGUCCCGCGGCCCGCUGCACCCGGUGCCGCUGGAGCACGGCUGCGAGUUUCCCGGCUUGGGCCAGGCGCGCGGGCGGCUCGAGUAUCGCCGCCUCGAGGAGCACGCCGACCCCGGCCAGCGCGCCUGGGUGUACUCGGUCCGGGAGGGCGAGGGCCGCCCGUGGAGGACGCAGUAUCACUUCGUCGAGACCGAGUUCACGGCUGCCGACUUUGAGGUCAUGAACCUGCGCACCAUGACGGCGCCCCAGAGCUUCUUCGUCCAGAACGUCAUGUGCAUGUGCACCCUUUUGGAUGACCAAGAGGAAAACCCCGUCGGCCUGCUCAUCCUGCACCGGGACUACAUCAAGCGGCAGGUCGGCGACGUGUCGGAGAUUAUGGAACGGCUGGAGAGCGAGCAGCAGCGAGUCGAUGCGUUGAAGAGGUAUUUUGGCAUCGUCUUGAGCCCCGAGGACCAGGCGAGCAUCCGCGGACUGGCGAGUGGGCUUCUUACCGGACCGUCGGGGCAUGCUUAGGACAGCCAAUACCGGACGCUGCCCGGUAACGGGGAAUGGGCUGGGGAAUGGGCUGGGGCUACGCUAUCGCACCAGCAGGCUGUGGGCCACUGGGACUGGCAGGACAUUUGUUUGUAUCUCAAUGACCCGCCCCAGUCUCCUACCCGAUAUCUUGCCUAUCUAAUUAGCCCAUUAAGACGCGCAUAAAAGCCGUCCGCAUCCACGAUAUGCCCCCCCGUUCCGCAUGAAGGGGUUGUACAGUGAGCCGUCCGAAGCGAAGGCUAAGCCACCGCGGCCGUUGGCAAACUUCGCGCCGUUGAACAUGUUAACAGUGUCGCCAUCCCGAUGUGUGUGUUAUUGAGGUGGGGUAGAG